UCAAUUCAAAAAAGAAAAAAAAAAAAGAGAAAGAAAAAGAAACUCCCACCAUCAAAAUCUUAAAAACCCCUAAUUUUUAGGGGUUUUCGCUAAAAAAAUUGGGAAUUUCUUCCAUUUUUCAUGAAUUAAUCAUCCUUGAUUUAGGUUUCUAGGAAGUUUGAGAAGAACUUUCUUUUUCUUUUUGUUUGUUCAAGCUGAAAAAUGGAGUCGAUUUUAGCUCGAGCAUUGGAGUACACUUUGAAGUACUGGCUUAAAUCUUUCUCAAGAGAUCAGUUCAAAUUACAAGGCCGUACAGUUCAACUUUCCAAUUUAGAUAUAAACGGCGAUGCUCUACAUGCGAGUAUGGGAUUGCCGCCUGCUUUGAAUGUGGCGACUGCAAAAGUUGGAAAAUUGGAGAUCAUUCUCCCUUAUGUCAGUAAUGUGCAAAUCGAGCCAAUUGUAGUUCAAAUUGAUAGGCUUGAUUUGGUUCUGGAGGAAAAUUCUGGUGUUGAUUCUCCUAGGAGUUCAAGCGGCAUGCAAUCGUCCACCAGCUCAGGGAAGAGUAGUGGUUAUGGGUUUGCUGACAAGAUUGCAGAUGGAAUGACCAUUCAGGUUCAGACAGUCAAUCUUCUUCUUGAAACUCGUGGCGGUACUCGUGCCAAAGGGGGGGCAGCUUGGGCACCACCCAUGGCAUCUAUCACAAUGCGCAACAUUUUACUAUAUACUACUAAUGAAAAUUGGCAGGCUGUAAAUCUUAAGGAAGCACGAGAUUUCUCCUCAAAUAAAAAUUUCAUAUAUGUUUUCAAGAAACUAGAAUGGGAAUCUCUAUCUAUUGAUCUCCUGCCUCAUCCUGAUAUGUUCAGUGAUGCUAAUUUAGCACGUUCUCAAGUGGGAUCAACACAAAGAGAUGAUGAUGGCGCAAAGCGUGUUUUCUUUGGUGGAGAAUGUUUUCUCGAAGGCAUAUCUGGAGAGGCUUAUAUCACAGUACAGAGGACAGAAUUAAAUGCUCCACUAGGCCUUGAGGUUCAGUUACAUGUUACAGAGGCGGUUUGUCCUGCAUUAAGUGAACCAGGGCUCCGAGCUCUUCUCCGCUUCUUGACUGGAUUGUAUGUAUGUCUAAAUAGAGGAGACGUUGAUCUAAAUGCUCAGCAGCGAUCUGUUGAAUCAGCAGGACGGUCUCUAGUUUCUGUUGUUGUGGACCACAUAUUUCUUUGUAUCAAGGACAAUGAGUUCCAACUUGAACUUUUGAUGCAGUCGCUCCUCUUUUCUCGGUCCAGUGUCUCUGAUGGGGAAAAUUCUCGUCAUUUGUCUAAGGUUAUGGUCGGUGGGCUGUUUUUAAGGGAUACAUUUUCGCGGCCUCCCUGUACGUUAGUGCAACCAUCUAUGGAGGCUGUUACUGAUUCUUGUCUUCGUAUUCCUAACUUUGGUAAGGAUUUUUGUCCUCCGAUAUAUCCUCUGGCUGAGCAGCAAUGGCAGUUAACUGUGGGUGUUCCUUUGAUAGCCCUCCACUCUCUUCAAGUCAAACCCUCUCCACUCCCCCCAUCUUUUGCUUCGCAAACUGUAAUUGAUUGCCAGCCUCUUAUGAUACAUCUUCAGGAAGAAUCUUGUUUGAGGAUAUCUUCCUUCUUAGCCGAUGGAAUAGUUGUCAAUCCUGGUUCUAUUUUACCAGAUUCUUCUGUAAAUUCCCUUGUGUUCACUCUCAAGGAGUUAGAUAUUAGUGUUCCUUUGGACAUAGGCAAAAUGGAUAAUCCUGGUGGUGGAGAUAACCAUGUCAGGCCAAAGUCAUUUGCUGGAGCUAGGCUUCAUUUUGAAAAGGUGUUUUUCUCUGAGUCACCAUCUCUAAAACUCAAGCUCCUGAACCUGGAGAAAGAUCCUGCUUGUUUCUGUCUAUGGGAUGGUCAACCUAUUGAUGCUAGCAUGAAGAAAUGGACUGCUGGAGCUUCACAACUCAGUUUGUCUUUGGAAACAACUGCUGGCUUAACUGGAGUUCAAAGUUCUCUUCGCUGGUCUUCAGGCUUGUGGAAGUGUGUUGAGCUGAAAGAAGCUUCUAUUGAGUUAGCUAUGGUAUCUGCUGAUGGGAGCCCCUUAACAGUUGUGCCUCCUCCAGGUGGUGUCGUCAGAAUAGGGGUUGCUUGUGAACAAUUUAUGUCUAAUACAUCAGUUGAGCAGUUGUUUUUUGUCUUGGAUCUCUAUGGGUAUAUUGGUAGAGUUAGUGAAAAGAUUGCAGUGGCUGGAAAGAAUAAAAGACCAAAUAGAAACAUGGAUGAUACUUUGGGUGGAAGACUGAUGGAGAAAGUUCCUAGUGAUACUGCUGUAAGUUUAGCAGUAAACGUCCUUCAGCUUAGAUUUCUCGAAUCAUACUCAUUGGAUAUCCAGGGCACGCCUUUAGUUCAGUUUAUUGGAAAUAAUCUUUUCCUUAAAGUCUCUCACAGAACUCUUGGUGGUGCUAUGGCUGUUUCAUCUACUUUGUGUUGGGAGAUUGUUCAGGUGGACUGCGUAGAGACAGAGGGAAACGUUGUCCACAAUAAUGGAAUGCUGGUAGACUCAGUUGAAAAUGGUUCUCUUGUAACUGGGAAUGGAUUUUCUCCGUUAAGAGCUGUUUUUUGGGUACACAACAAGCAGAAGUGCCUAUCAAGUGGAAAAGCUUCAGUAAUUCCAUUUCUUGACAUAAGCAUUGUGCAUGUCAUUCCUUUUGAUGAGAGGGACAAAGAGUGUCAUAGUUUAAGUGUGUCAGCUUGUAUAUCAGGUGUGCGCUUAGGUGGAGGAAUGAAUUAUACUGAAGCUUUGCUACAUCGAUUUGGAAUUAUUGGGCCUGAUGGUGGUCCCAGCAUGGAGCUUUCUAAGGGCUUAGAGAACUUGUCAUCUGGGCCACUGUCAAAACUUUUAAAACCUUCAGCUUUUGUUGAUAAUGAUCUUGUUGAUGGUGGAACCUUGGGAGGGGAGAAAGAUGAUAAGUUUUUGCAGCUGGGAAUGCCAGAUGAUGUGGAUGUAUCCAUUGAGUUACAAGACUGGUUAUUUGCUCUUGAAGGUGUGCAAGAAAUGGCUGAAAGUUGGUGGUUCGAGAAAGAAGUCCUGGACAGAGAGCAGAGGUGUUGGCACAUGACUUUCCGAAGUUUGCAAGUAAAAGCAAAAGGUAGUCCGAAGGAUUUGCCAGAUGGAAAAGGGAUUUCAAAUGGAAUCCGGAGAUAUCCUGUUGAGUUGGUCACGGUCUGUGUGGAAGGCUUGGAGACCUUCAAGCCUCAGGCACAGAGGAGCCCAUCACCUGCAAAUGGCUUCAAAGAAAGUUUUGAGAUAUUAGGAGGGAUAAAUCUUGAAGUUCAUAUGCUGAUAUCAGAAGAUAAUGUUGAGAAUGAAACAGUCAACUGGGUGGUGGAAAACAUGAAAUUUUCUGUCAAACAACCGAUUGAGGCCAUUGUUACCAAGGAAGAACUUCAGCACCUUGCUUUCUUAUGCAAGUCUGAGGUUGAUUCAAUGGGUCGUAUAGCUGCAGGAGUCUUGCGGCUGCUCAAGCUGGAAAACUCGCUCGGCAAGGAUGCCAUAGAUAAACUUAGCAACCUAGGAAUUGAGGGAUUUGACAAGAUUUUCUCAUCGGAUAAGCUCAACCGAGGGAACAGUGCUGGAAGUAUUGGGCAAUCUCCAUUAUUAUCAAAAGUGAUUAAUGAAGAACAGCGCUCAACUAUCGCUUUGCUCGAGGAGGCAGUUUUGGAUUCACAAGCCAAGUGUGCCACGCUCGUUACUGAAUUAUCUAAUGCAGAGUCUUCUGAGGAGAAUCUUACGGAUAUUAAAGAACUGAGACAGAAACUAGAUAGAAUGCAGAUUUUGGUGGCGCAAUUGCAAGGUCAGAUGUGAAAUAGGAAUUUUCUUCUCAUUCUUUGUUGUAAAACUUUGGGUACCAUCAUAUAGUUUACUCAAUUCUUUCUGUAUAUAGGAACACAUAUAUAAAUACAUGCGUGAGGUUAGUUAAGCAUAGAAGAAGGCUAUUUAUCGGUGUAAUCAGAAAUUUUGUAUCCUAAAGAGUGAUACUUUUUCUUAUAAACGUUUAAACAAGCA
Gossypium raimondii (Peruvian cotton) is the source of this 4029-nucleotide messenger RNA. RefSeq lists its product as uncharacterized. The transcript has 20 exons. The coding region runs from base 202 to 3828 and encodes 1208 amino acids. Lineage: Eukaryota; Viridiplantae; Streptophyta; Magnoliopsida; Malvales; Malvaceae. The record is from RefSeq and is a predicted model, not a curated record.